AGAAGAAGACGAAGAAGAAGAAGAAGAAGAUGCAAACACACUCCCACAGUGUCUGUACAGACUUUAGCAUUAAACUAUCGAUUUCCGUUAGAAAUUAAAUUCUGCAUCGAUUAACCGACGAACUGUGGAGUUAUGAGACUGACGAAAACGUAUCCGACGAGUUAACCGACGAGUUUGACUCUUAAACGUGUUGAUUGGUCGGUUAACUCCACAGUUAGCCUAGCCUGCUAGCUCCCCGUGCUAACAUUAGCAGUUAGCUUUAGCUUCGACAUGGGACGAGGAAGGGGACCGACCCGGAGCCGACCGCCCAUGGGACCGCCGGGCGAUGACGGUCCUCCAUUCGACAUGGGCCCGAUGGGUCCACCGGGGUGGGGCCCUCCACCGCCGGGAGGCUGGGGCCCUCCGCCGCCUGGUGGAUGGCCUCUGCCGCCGGAGGAAUGGGGACCACCGCCGCCCGGAGGUUGGGGCCCUCCUCCGCCUGGAGGAUGGGGGCCACCGCCGCCUGAUGGAUGGGACCCGAGAGACUUUCCACCGCGGGGCUGGGGACCGAGAGGACCAUCGCCGCCGCCGGGCUGGGGCCGGCACCCCGACGACUGGCUGCCUCCUCACCCCGACGACUGGAGACCUCCGUACCCCGACGAUUGGAGACCUCCGUACCCCGACGACUGGAGACCCCCUCACCCUGAUGACUGGAGACCUCCGCGGCCUGACUGGAGACCUCCUGAGGACUGGGGACCCGACAGGCCGUUCCCACCUCCGGGGUGGGGACCUCCUGGUUGGGGUCCGGAUCGUCCCCCUGGUUGGGGUCCGGAUCGUCCCCCUGAGCCAUGGGGACCCGAGCCCGGCCCCCCCGGACCCGUGCCACCGGUGCCCCCGCCUCCUCCUGUCGGGAUCCCCCCUCCGGACCCUGCAGUCUACGGCCCGAUGCCCCUCCCGCCGCCGCCGCCCUGCGUGCCUCCGGUCGGCUUCCCGGCGUACCCGCCUCCGGGCUGGACGGGAGAGACCAUCGUGGAGCAGCCGAUGCCCAACCCGCCGCCCGACCAGCCGGAGUGGAUUAAAGCUCUGAUCUCAGCGCCGGUUACCGAGACGGCUGCGGGGGAAGCUAAGAAACCCAGCGAGGAGCCGAGCGUCACCAAGGCAGCUGCUGCCGAACCCACUGCCGUCCAGAAGCCCAAAUCCAAACCCAAAUCUAAACCUAAACCCAAACCUGAUACCUCCAGGACCGCCAGAGCGCUCGGCCUGCUGGGAAAACGCACCUUCGAUAAGCCUCCUCCAGGACGGUCCACUGGCAUCAUCUCUUUUAUCGGGCCGUCGUUCGGCUACAUUGAGAGAGAAGAUCUGAAGAAGUUCACCUUCAGCUUUGACGCCUUCUUUGGAAACCCUAAAGCCAUGCAGCCUGGCGUCAGAGUCCACUUCACCGCCUGCAAGGAGAAGCAGAACAGUCUGAUAGCGACAGAUGUGAAAGUGGCUCCAGGUGGAACAGAGAACGUGGACACGGAGAUCUACGAGGCAGUGGUCAGUCAGCCCAUCACGGAGCCUCAGCCCGGCGAGCGUCAGUACCAGGGGCAGGUCCACGUGGACAUCGGGCCACUUAGGACAAACCUGAUGUUUGACAGGAAGGACAGCACGGUGACGCUGCUGAAGAACGACCAGGUGCUCAUCAACCUGCUGACCGACAUCGUCACCGAGAAGAGAAGAGCGACCAACAUCAAACCCAAAAUCCCCGCCACCUUCAGCUUCACCCACGAGGAGAGGGAGGAGGGUGUCAUCAUCAGCCUGACAGACAAUGAAGGCGUCAUCAAGUCUGAGAAACACGGCGAGCUUCCCUUCGACAUCAAAGAGAAUUUCAGUGAUGUUGAGUUCACUGCCGAGGACAUCAACGAGGAGGUGGAGUUCACCAUCAUCGUGCUGAGGGCGGGGAAGAGGGCCAUCAGGAUCCGACGGGUGAAGGAACCCCUCCUCCUGACGCUUUCUGCCGCCACUGCUGCUGCUGCUGUCUCUGAGGAGGCCACCGGUCAAAACACAGACGACGACGACGACAACGACGAUGAUGAUGACGAUGACAACAGCGAGAAGGACACUUCUCCUAAAGUGACACCCAUGGUGAAGCCGGAGCUGGGGCCCAACAUGAGGCUGGACCCGGAGCUGUACGAGGGCAUCGUCAGCCAGCCAAUCAUAGAGCCCACGCCCACCAUGCAGGGCUACCCGGGUCAGAUCCACGCCAACAUCGGCCCCGUCAGGACCAACGUGACCUUUGACCACAGAGACUGCGGCGUCACGCUGCUGAAGAACGACCACGUGUUGAUCAACCUGCUGGUAGACAUGGUGACGAGGAAGAGGAGAGCAGCCAACAUCAAACCCAAAAUCCCCUUCACCUUCAGCUACACCAAAGAGAAGAGAGAGCUGGGCAUCAUCACCUUUCUGGGUCCUGAAGAAGGAAUCAUCAACUCCGAGGACCACGGCGAGCUUCCUUUCGACAUCCAUGAGAACUUCAGCGAAACCAAGUUUAACAGCAGCGACAUCCACAAGGAGGUGGAGUUCACCGUGGCACUGGUGAAAUCAGAGAAGAGAGCGAUCAGGCUGAUGAGGACGAAGAGGGUCGAGGACCAAAUCCUGGAGGAGCAGAAGAGACGGGAGGAAGAGGAGAAGAGGAAGAGAAGGGAGGACGAGGAGAAGAGGAAACGAGAGGGGGAGGAGAGGAAGAGGAGGGAGGACGAGGAGGCAGAGCAACAAAGAGAGGCCGAGAGGAAGAAAAGGGAGGAGGUGGCGGCGGCGCUGGCAGCGGCCCAGUGCAAGUGGACGCCACUUGGCUUCAAGGUGAGGAACCCUGACACGAUGGACGAGAUUAGCAAGGAGCGAUUUGAAGGCACCGUCCUCAAAGCCGUCUCCAAAUAUCCACGUAAGGAGAUCAAGAAGGAGCCCGAGGCGAACAAGGAGGAGCCAGGAGGAGGAGGAGGAGGAGGAGGAGGAGGACAAAUGCUCCCUGGACAGGUUAAAAUCAAAGUUGAGAAAAUGGAUGACGACCAGAAGGAAGAGGUGAAGGACAUACCUGAAGGAGACGGAGGACAGGAAGGAAAGAAGGAGCCUGAGGAUGAGGCGGUGAAGAAGAACCAGUCGGCUGAAACAGCAGCUGGGAGAAAACCCGACCCAGAGAUGGGUCGACUAGUGAUGACCAUCGACGGUCAACAGAAGCAGCUUCCCUUCGGUCCCAAUGACCUGCUGACCACCGCCACCAUGCUGGAUGGAGACAAGGUGCGUUUCAACAUCGCCACGCAUCAAGGGACCAAAGAGGAACGAGCGACUUUCGUGGAAAUUCUCCCCGACUCCUUCGAAGAGUCCAUUGAACAACGCCGACACGGCAUCGUCAUCGAGUUCGGUGUGGACUCCGGGCUCAUCAAGUGCACCCAGAACCCUCAGCUGUACUUCCACAUGUCUGAGGUGAUCGAGAAGAAGAGACUGGAGCUGAACGAGAAGGUCGAGUUCAGUGUCGUCCCGCAUGAGACGGCAGAGGGCGGGAACCAGGCCAUCAGGAUAAAACGUUUCACCGAGAGCGUUUUCUUCCCUGUUCGGAAGUUGGGAGGAGUCGGAGCAACCAAAGGGAAGAUGACCAUCAAGCUGGCAAAAGCUUCAGAAGACACUGAGAAAUUAAAACCCGAGACAGACAAGCUGAAGGCGGUGGUGAAAAAUCUUAGAGCGCAGGACAGUAAGACCAGCAUCAGCAGAAGGGACUACUGUGCCAGUCGCCGUAGAUAUGGCAGGAGCAGAAGUAGGAGCAGGAGCAGAAGUAGGAGCAAAAGUAGGAGUAGGGCCAGAAGUAGGAGUAAAAGUAGGAGCAGGAGUCCACCAAGAGAUCAGUUUGGACGUGUACCCAAAAAGAGACGCAGUCCCAGCAUUGACCGUGACCGUAAAAGCAGCAGGUUCAGGCGAAGCCAAAGCCAAGAGAGGCUGAGGAAGCCCACCAAGAGCCGCACUAAGAGCCGCAGCAGGAGUCGCAGCCGUAGCAAGAGCUCCAGCAGGAGUCGCAGCAAGAGCCGCAGCAGGAGCAGGGAGAGGAGCAGGGAGAGGACCAAGGACAUCAAGAGGAGGAGCAAAAUCAGCAGAGACCGCGAAGAAAGUCACAAGAGGAGGAGGGAGUUAAGCCCUCCUCUCAGACGUGGUGGAGUUGUGGACGACGAGCUUGCAAGGAAGAAGCGGGAGCUGGAGGAGCUGAAUGACAUGAUUGCCUACAAGAAGUCACUGGUGGACCCUGGACAGAGAACAUGCAUAGACUAUGACCACGGCAGGAUCACUGUCCCACUCACUGAGUACAAACCAGUCCGGUCCAUCCUGAAGAAACGACCAGAUGGACCUGAUUACCACCAUCGCCCUCAGCCCUAUGACGAUGCGUAUUAUGACCGGCCAUACAGUCCUUACCAAGAUCGACGCUACAGUGACCACUACAGUGAUCCAUAUGCCAGUCGUUCCUACCCUGAUCGCCCGUAUGGGGAGCGUCCCUACAGUGACCGCCCUUAUGAAAGUCGUCUCUAUGGUGAACCUUCCUAUAGUGGCCCUCCGUCUGCCAGUCAACGUUACACUGAUCGCUACGAUGUUUAUGAUGAACCCUAUGACGAUCGCUACUAUGAUCCAGCUUAUGCGGACCGACCUUAUGAUGAUCCGUAUCGCUCUGUCAGACGAAGCCAAUCUCCAGAACCCCAUGGUCCCUCACCUUCGUCCCAGCCCGGCCAAGUUCCUGCUGCUUCCACCCAACCUUCGUUGAUGCAUACUGCUGCCACUUCAUCUCCCCAGCCCCAUUUCAGACCUCCCUCUCCCACAGAACCUCCUCCUAGAAGCCCAUCUCCCAAACUGAAGACCACAAUACCACACCAGGCACCUCCAACUGUGAAACCACCCCUCGAUCGCUUCCUUGACAUGCUUAAUAAAAAGGUGGAUGCUGAGAAGGAAGCAGAACCUGUUCUUGUGAAUGAUGACCUUCUGCCUCAUGAGCGGGCACUUCAGGAUGGCAGGGGUUUCUCUCGGAUUGUGGGACUGGCUCAAGAGCAGCCCAGCAGCAGUCUUGCUCUAGAAGCGAUAAAGACAGAGCUAAGCCCUAAAAGAUCCUCAGUAGAAAGAUCAAUAGAGGAACCAAAGGUCAAGACAGAACCCUACGACAAGAUUCAAAGUCUGCUCCGUACAAUUGGCCUGAAGCUGAGUACAGGAGAUAUGUCCAAACUGGCCAGCAGAGCCCAAGAGAAAAUCUACAGCCCAAAGUCCUCAUCCAUAGAAAGGGAGAUGUUGUCAUCCCCAAGGGAGGAACGGCAGACAAGUAGAACCGGUUCUGUUGAAUCAGAUCACAUCCAUUCCCCCUCCCCUGCCAGGUCCUCCAGUUUAGAGCCACUCAGCAGAUCUAAAGCUGUCUCAGAGUAUGAAGGAUUCCUGGACCAGCAGGAGUUGGAGGCACUCAAGAAGGCACAACAGCUGCAGAGUCUCACCAAGACAAUGGGGAGCACAGCCUCCACCACUCCUCCUCCGAAACCUCCUCCUGGGCCUCCGCCUACCCACUACCAACAUCCAUCCCCACCAGUGAACUGGCCCCUUGGAGGCACUACCCAGAUUCUUCCAGAACAGGGCUCCAGCAUGGGUGCACCAGCUCCUCCUGCAGCUGGUCAGCCACCACGAGUCGGACUUCCUGCAGGACCUCCCCCUGGACCUCCUCCACGGCGUCCUGGACAGCCUCCAGGACCUCCUCCUGGGCCUCCACCCCGGCGCCCUCCCGGACAACCUCCUUUUGCUCCACCCACCAGCCAUACAGCCUUUUCUUUCUCUGGCCAGCCUCCUGCAGUUCCACCCCUUAACUCUUCCAGUCCUUUGCAGCUUUUAACCACUGCUGCCGGAGUAUCACCACCACCACCACCACCACCACCAUCAUCAACACCUGCAGCAUCAAGUCCCUCAAAUGAUAAUGAAUCAACCAUCUCUACAACAGUGGCCAGGUGCCUGAAGGUCAUAGAGACAGUGAAAUCUCUGGCUGUACAGCCACCAGCCAAACCGGUCAAAUCAGUUCAGUUCAGUUUACCCACUGUCUCUCCACCAGCCUCCAGUCAUCAGACCUCAGUGGAGACAGAGGAGGACAUAAAGAUCAAGCAGAAGGAAAAGCUGGAUUUGUACAACCAGAGGGUUUUGGAAAAGAGGGAGCAGCAAUACAAAGAUUGGCUAGCUCGCAGGAAACAGAGUGGAGAGUGGAAGGAUGUCCCACCAAACCCCCCAGAUAGAUGGGCCAUUUCAUCAACUUUUCAACCACACAUCAGUCCAUCACCAGCCUCCCAAUGCAGCACGCCCGUCACCAGCGAGCCCAAGAACGUUUGGAUCUGUGGUCAUUCGCUGGUGUACUGGGCCGAGUCACGGGCCAAGUCUCCGGAGGUAGGUAUGCAGCUGGGUAUGGACCCCAGCAAAGUGGCCAUCUGGUGGAAGGGCACCCAGGGCAUGACGUGGUCCCAGCUGCUGCCCCAGCUCCACCAGCUGAAGGUCACCUGGCCCAACCCAGACAUCCUCAUCAUCCACCUGGGUGGCAAUGACCUGAGCACUGACAGCCCUACCGACCUGCUGGCCUCCGUCAAGAAGGACCUGACAUCCAUGAGAAGCAUCUUCCCGCAGUGCGUCCUUGUGUGGUCCAACAUCCUCCCUCGGAGGGUGUGGCGCCACUCGCCUGACAAUCAUGAAGUUGAUCUGGUCCGGACCACAGUGAAUCGCAGGAUUCAGAACAUCAUCUCAGAACUGGGCGGCACCUCGCUGACCCAUGACAACAUUAGGUGCGGCGCAAACACGGGCUUGUAUCGGGCUGAUGGCGUCCAUCUGUCCCCCAAAGGCAUCGAUGUUUUCAACCUGAACCUGCAGGACUUUCUGGAGAAGUGGGAGGCGGAGUGGAACUAGAGAAAAGCAAAGAGGCGUAAGAGUUACUUUCUGUUUUUAUGUCGUCUCUUUUAUUUCUGAUGCUAGCUAGGUAGUUAAAUUGAUUCAAACAACUACAACUUCAUUCAAGUUCAUUAAUCUCCAUGUUUAAAGGAUCCAGUUCUGUUUGUAGUUUUAUCAGAACAUGUAGGAACUUCAGUCGCAGCUGUUACACAUGAAAAACAUGUUCGUCUCUCAUGAAACAAUAAAGUCGAUAAACACUGUCGCAUCUCACUAUGUUCGUCUUCUUAAUGAACGCAGUGUCUGUUAAUGUUACACAACAUCUUUAGCAACACAGUUCAGACUGAAGGUAAAUGUGAUUUACAACAUUUUAUCAUUCAUCGUGUCAUUUUUGGUUUUAGGUGGAAAAUAAAAAAUGAUUUAUUCAGGGGUUUUUUUUUAAAUGUUUUUAGUUAGUGCUGAAUGAUGCGACUUAGAAUUUCUGUGAAAUCCAAAUUUUGCUAAAAUUAAAGCGUCAUAUCAGCCUUGUUGUUAAAUACAUUAUCAGAAUACAGUUAAACUAAUGAAGUAAAUACUAAAAUAAAGCUCGUCAUGUGCCAUACAUAAUUCAUGUUUGUCGUUUUCAGACUUCUCUAAAGAGAAAUUAAAAAUGUUUUUUGUGAAGUUGUUAUUUUGGAGUGUUCAGCUACUUUAUACAUGAAAUAUAUAUUGUUUUAAUCAUAGUGCAGCCAUACUGUCAUUUUAAAAGCUUAAGUUUUCUCUAAAAUGAUUUUUAUUCACUACAGAAUAUAUUUUAGAAAUUAUAUCUGAUUGGCAUGUUUGCAUUAAUUUAACGUUGACUAUAAAAAUAAGCACAGUUUAUUUUUUGGUAAAAUAAAAAAUACCUGUAAAACACAAAUCAUUGAAUCAUAAUUCAGUUCCUGUUCUGGUUUAUAUCUGUCAUUAUUAGAUAAAACAAGCCGAAGAGAUAUGCAGCUUCUGCUCUCCGUCAGUAAAAAUGCUCCACUGUCAGUUUAUGUGUCUCUAACAGGUGUCUAAACGAGACCUCAGAAUGUCGUCACGGCGAACACGACUUUACAACCUGCUGUGGUGGUGACGUGAUGUGACCGUGGUGUAGUUUGUUUACAGCCUAAUGUUAGCUUUUGUACUUCUUCUGAUUGAAUUAAUUUUUCAAUAAUCAUAAAGUUCCUCAGUGAAGAUUAUCUGACUGAACAAAACCUGAAGGAUCAGAAACAUUUGUUUAUUUGCUUAUUUUCUGCAAGACUCCAGAAUCCAAUUAAAAAAAAAUCUUGUUGGCUUUUUGACGAGGGAACCAGGGUGAUGCUAACGUCAAGGUGAUGUUGCCAUAUUUAACUUAUUGUGUUGAGGUUUGGGGAAACGCCUACAAAACCACCCUACAACCAUUCUUCAUACUGCAGCAAAGAGCCGCAAGAAUCUGACACAGUGUUGGAUAUGGGGAACACACUGAUAACUUGUUUAUGAAGUUAAAUGUAUGGAUCUGGUGGAUUUUAAAACUGCUCAAGUCAAAGCAAUAAAUAACUUAUCUAUCAGUUUGUGGAAGGCAGUGGGUGGAGAAAUCAAUCAGAGUAAAGACAUCAGACAGUUUAAAAAGAGCUACAAAGAAGAUCUUCACAAAGGAAAUGAUUACAGAGAAUGUAAAGCUCACUCAGGGUCAGACUGUUGUCACUAUUCACACACACACUAGUGUCAUCUAUACUCUGAGUACGCUCUGGCUGUAGAUGACUGAGUGGGGACGCUAGAGGGCGCCAGGUGCUUUUCUUUUUUGCAGUGUAGUUUUUCUAAGUCACAAAGAAGACGUUGCUAAGAAGGAUCAUGUUUUGGGAAACUCAGCCCAAAACAUUUCAGAACUGUAUUGGCUUGUAGCUACAUCGCCUAAGAGACAGUGGAUGGAGUUUAACCAAGGGACUGUUAGACUACAACUUGACAAAACAAUUGAACGGCAGAGAAAACAUGCAACAUGUCUUCUACAGUGGAGUCACUCGCUGUCAGGCAGCUAAACAUUUUACAACUACAGUGCUUGGAUACAAAUAGAACAUUUGUAGAGCUACAGGAUGAUGUCGAGUCUGUCGCCCACCGCAGACCUGGUCUGUCCACAACAAAAGCUUCCUCGGGAUAACAAUGGAUAUCACGUCACUGGAUAUCAUGUUACUGGGACUAAAGAUCUACAGAAGCGCUACGGCUUAAUGUAACGUUACAGCACUGUGGUGAGGCCAGCAGGUCGACUGUAACUUGGUGAGAGACGUGUUUCAUUAAGAUGCUCUGGUAAGAAUUGUUCAUAUAUCUCUGUCUGACUUGACUAUGGUUUAUUGUUCAGGGUUAAAAUGUUUUAGUGAAUAGGAACUUCAGUUUGUGAAGGAAUACUGCAUGCUGUGCACCAUUUUAAAACCUGGCUGAAAAUAACGGAGUAACGCACUGUUUGGUAACGGUAGCUGAGUUACUGAAUUUAAAAACUAACGCGUUACUAAUAAUGCAUACAACAAUGCCUACAACAUGACCUCCAGCAGGCUACUGGUGUGCAUGUUUCUGACCACACUGUCAGAAACAGACUCCAUGAGGGUGGCAUGAGGGCCCCACGUCCUCUAGUGGGACCUGUGCUCACAGCCCAGCACCGUGCAGCUCCAUCAUUCACCAGAGAACACCAGAACUGGCAGGUCCACCAUUGGCACCCCGUUCUCUUCACGAUAAGAGCAGGUUCACACUGAGCACAUGUGACAGGCGUGAAAGAGUCUGGAGACGCCGUGGUGAACGUUAACAACUUCAAUCAAUCAAUUCAAUCAAUCAAUCAAUUUUAUUUAUAAAGCCCAAUAUCACAAAUCACAGUUUGCCUCACAGGGCUUUACAGCAUACGACAUCCCUCUGUCCUUAGGACCCUCACAGCUGAUCAGGAAAAACUCCCCAAAAAAACCCUUUAACGGGGAAAAAACGAUAGAAACCUCAGGUAGAGCAACUGAGGAGGGAUCCCUCUUCCAGGACGGACAGACGUGCAAUAGAUGUCGUACAGAACAGAUCAGCAUAACAAAUUAACAGUAAUCCACAUGACACAAUGAGACAGAUAGAGAGAGAUGCUACCUGUGACAUCAUCCAGCAUGACGAUGUGAUCUGAUCUCAUCAGAUGUGUGACUUAAGUGUUCCCUUAAUUUUUCUGAACAGUGUGUUUCUGUCACAGUUUGAUCAGUGAUGGAUUAGUAUAGUUUUAGAUCGGGGUGGGAUAUGACAAGCAAAAUACUUCUUCCUGCUCCUUUUGGGACAUGAAAUGCUUAUUUAUAUUUAUCAUUGUAAGUCUUUUAAUGAUUUCUUAUUUGUCUCUGUUUUGUAGGUUUUUUACUUUAAUAUAUUCUAUUUAAUUUAUUAUUAUUUAUUUUUUAAAUUUUUAAAUGUUUGAAACAAAUCAAAUCAAAAAUCAAAGGCUGACCUAAAGAAAAUGUCCCUGCAUCAUUUCAUCACUCCGUUGUUUUAGUGGCGUUACAGUUGGUGGAGACAACAUAAAGACCCAUUAAGGACUCGAAACCCAAAGUUAAAGACUGGGGACCCGCAGAAUAGUGACUUGGUUCCUCCUCUGGCCUUCAGAAAGAAGCUGACAGGAGACGACGUGCAUCAAAGACCAGUUGGACAGGAAGUGUGGACAGUUUUUUGGUUUGUGUCUUUGAGGACACCAGGAACGUGUCAGGCUGUUGACGGAGAACUUUCCUAACACUUGCUGAAAACACAGAAUCCGUCCAUGUGGUUUAAGUUUAUUUACUUUAUUAAUCCCCCUGAGGGGAAAUUCAAUGUUUUCACUCUUGCUUGUCAAUUACACACAGGUCCGAAAGACACACACAUGCACAAACAGGACCUAUACAUGCACAAAGUGGAGAGAUGUCAGAGUGAGGGGGCUGCCCUUGGUCAGGCGCCCCGAGCAGUUGGGGGGUUCGGUGCCUUGCUCAAGGGCACCUCAGCAGUGCCCAAGAGGUGAACUGGCACCUCUCCAGCCACCAGUCCACGCUCCAUAUUUUGGUCUGGACGGGGACUCGAACAGGCGACCCUCCGGUUCCCAACCCAAGUCCCUAUGGACUGAUAUAAAAACAGUUUUACAGCUGAACUCUGCGGUCACGUCACUCCACGGAAGUUUCUGAGCUGUGUUGUACCUGUCAGAGCCGACCAGGUGAGUGUUUGUUGUCUCGGCAGGUUCCAGCUCAGGUGAGGGUCAGGACGACUCAGCAGGUGAACUGAACAAUGACUGUCCACAGAAACGUAGAGAACAUGACCCUCUGUCCAUCUGAUCUGGUUGCCUUCAACAGGAAACUUUAUCCAAAGAGCCUCCGGACUCACCUGGAGACAAACGUCCUCAUCACCUGUUCACCCUGUGUGGUGUCUUCAUGUGCUGUAUAAUAUGUAUAUUUGUUAUCACCAGAGUUGUAGUUCAGUCCUGCAGGAAGUCAUUGAAACUCUGCACAGUAAUAGAUUUCUGACCCCCACCAACGUCCCAGACUGUCUCCAGAUUCCGACCUCAGCUCUGCGGUCAAUUAAUUCAGGAAUAGACAACGUAGAAGAAUUAAAUUCUUAUAAUGAAAGUCAUUAAAACAGAUGUUGACGCAGGAACUCUCCGCUGUACAGGACCUCAACAUCAGGUAAGUUCACUGCCUGUUCCCUAAAUUUACACUAGCAUUACUUUUCUUUUAAACUGUUCAGUGAGGUGGAGUCUCUCUGUCAUCAAGUAGAUGGUUUACAGACUCGAGCCACAGCGGCUGAACACUGAUUCACUGUGGAGUUGUGUUGGGAUGACCAGGAGGCCAGCAGACGAUCUGAGGUUCAUAUCUAAGGAGCCUGUGUGAGAGAUCGGCUGGUCCCAGGUCAGUCAGUGAUUUAGAAACCAAACAGAGAAUCUUAAAAUCUGUCCUAAAUCAUCAGGGAGUGCCAUUGCCAAUGAAAGGGUGUAAUGGUGUUUGGGUGGGUGUAGUGUGUCAAGUGGUGUCGACAUGAGUGCCAGGAGCCAAGGUUUUCCAGAAGAACACGGCACUGUAACAAAUGUUCAGUGUUAUUCACUUCAUCUGAUGGGUGCAGUCUGGGCUCUCAGUCUGGUCUGCGUCAGUGUUCCAGCUGCAUCCUCGACACGUUUUGUGUUUUUAGGUCAAUCAAAUGAGAGAGCGUCACAGCAUCGAGCCCAGAAAAGUUUUUCUGUUUCAGCCUGAGAGAGAAACAAUCUGACCUCGGUGAUACUUCUGAGGUGACGAAAAGGCCACAGGUCAGAAUCCAAGAUAACUCUGAGGUUUUAUAUUCAGAGUCCCCACGGUCACGAAAGUCCUGGAAAAGUUAUGAAAUCAGAAGAUUUUCCAGGCCUGGAAACGCAGAAGUUUUGAAUCUACAUUGUUUUGGCAGUUUAAAAUAUUUUCAUGAAAAUAUUUCAUUGUUUUCAUGGAAAUAUUUUAAGCAUGUCGAACAUUAUGCAAAACAUGUAUCACCUGUUUCUAAUCUCGUGCUGCACUGUGUGAGCGUGGAUUGGAUCUUUGGGGGUUUUUUAUCCCACAAAAGGAGCGCAGAAGUUUCUCAAAGUUGUAAUAGGUGCUAGUUGGUAGCAGGUCAGUCCAAACUGAGAGUGAAGAUAGAAGAGCUCACACUUUGCUUAUCUGUGGGUAUGUGUUGUCCAAAGGCCUGCCCAUUUUAGACAUCUAAAUAAGUUAUUAAAAGGUUUUUAAAUUCAUCAUUAUGGAAUAUUACUGUGCAUGGGAACAUCUCAUGACCUCACAUCAGGAGCCUCUCGUGUACCUGACAGAUUACUGGUGUCAAAGAAUGUUACAGAAAUACUGAUGUAAGAACUGUUUUCUUUACUACUCAAAAAUCACUUUUUCCAUUAAAUGUUAGAGAAUGAUCAUAGUUUGAAUGUACAUUAAUUUUACAGUAAAACUAAAGUAUGGCGUUAGAGCUGCUAAUGCUAAUGGGCAUGUAGCUACUUCCAUGUUUCAGAUGAUACGUCAUGUUAGUCGUCAACCAGUGAAGAUGAGUUUUGUCCAUUAAAAUGUUCAAUGUGUGGGAACUCUGGUGUUUUUCAACUGUCCACAUACUUUUGGCCACAUGUGCCUCUAAUUCAUUCAGAGCUGAGUUAUUAGAAGUGGAUAUUAAAUGAUGUGUGUGGAUCUUUCUUCUGUUUGAUUAAAACCUUGAUGUUUCAUCCUGAGAAUCUUCGUCUGUUUAAACUCAUGUUUGUUAAUGUGUUCUCAGAGUUUACUCAGAAGGUUCAGGUAUCUGCCGUCUCCUGAUUUAAAUGGGGGCAGCUGUGACUUCAGAGGUAGAGCAGGUCGUCCACCAAUUGAAAGAUCAGCAGUUUGAUCCUGGGCUCCUCCAGGCUACACGUCAAAGUAUCCUUGAGCAAGAUACUGAACCCCAAAUUGCUCCCGAUGGCUGUUCCAUCUGUGUGUGAGUGUGUUAAAACUGAGUAGCAGGUGGCACCUUGGAGGUGGAAG
Molecule: messenger RNA, 13343 nt
Organism: Epinephelus fuscoguttatus (brown-marbled grouper)
Lineage: Eukaryota; Metazoa; Chordata; Actinopteri; Perciformes; Serranidae
Exons: 22
Coding region: 271-6906 (2211 amino acids)
Source: RefSeq, a predicted model, not a curated record